AUGACUCACGCCCACUUACAAACAACCUCUCUCUCUCCGCACGCUCCCAGCCACUCGUGCCUCCAACGCCGCUCCACCCACAGCGUUCAGUGCGGAGAACACACGCAGACAGAUUCACCCAACACACACACACAGACAGACACACACACAGACAGAUUCACCCAACACACACACAGACAGACACACACACAGACAGAUUCACCCAGAACACACACACAGACAGACACACACACAGACAGAUUCACCCAACACACACACAGACAGACACACACACAGACAGAUUCACCCAGAACACACACACAGACAGACACACACACAGACAGAUUCACCCAACACACACACAGACAGACACACACACAGACAGAUUCACCCAGAACACACACACAGACAGACACACACACAGACAGAUUCACCCAGAACACACACACACAGACAGACACACACGCAGACAGAUUCACCCAACAUAUACACACAGACAGAUUCACCCAACACACACACAGACAGACACACACACAGACAGAUUCACCCAACACACACACACAGACAGACACACACACAGACAGAUUCACCCAACACACACACACACAGACAGACAGACACGCAGACAGAUUCACCCAACACACACACACAGACAGACACACACACAGACAGAUUCACCCAACACACACACACACAGACAGACACACACGCAGACAGAUUCACCCAACAUAUACACACACACAGAUUCACCCAACACACACACACAGACACACACACAGACAGAUUCACCCAACACACACACACAGACAGACACACACACAGACAGAUUCACCCAACACACACACACAGACAGACACACACACAGACACAUUCACCCAGAACACACACACACACAGACUCACACAGACAGAUUCACCCAACACACACACACAGACACACACACACAGAUUCACCCAACACACACACACAGACACACACACACACACAGACAGAUUCACCCAACACACACACAGACAGACACACACACAGACAGAUUCACCCAACACACACACAGACAGAACACACACAGACAGAUUCACCCAACACACACACACAGACAGACAGACACGCAGACAGAUUCACCCAACACACACACACAGACAGACACACACACAGACAGAUUCACCCAACACACACACACACAGACAGACACACACGCAGACAGAUUCACCCAACAUAUACACACACACACAGAUUCACCCAACACACACACACACAGACACACACACAGACAGAUUCACCCAACACACACACACAGACAGACACACACACAGACAGAUUCACCCAACACACACACACAGACAGACACACACACAGACACAUUCACCCAGAACACACACACACACACAGACUCACACAGACAGAUUCACCCAACACACACACACAGACACACACACACAGAUUCACCCAACACACACACACACAGACACACACACACACACAGACAGAUUCACCCAACACACACACACACACACAGACAGAUUCACCCAGAAUACACACACACACAGACUCACUCAGAACACACACACACAGACUCACCCAGCACACUAACACACAGACACUCACCCAACACACACACAGACAGAUUCACCCAACACACACACACAGACACACACACAGACAGAUUCACCCAGCACACACACACAGACUCAGAGACUCACCCCGCACACACACACACAUAGACAGAUUCACCACACACUCACCCCGCACACACACACUCACCAAGCACACACAUAGGCGAGUACUACUGCUACUACUGCCACCAGCACUACUGUUAUUGCUGCAGUGCUCCCACGUCUCUCGUACGCGCGAGUCGCCGUGAGACCCCGGGGUCGUCACGCUCGGCAGGGGCACACCGAGGUGGGGGAGAG
Lethenteron reissneri (Far Eastern brook lamprey) is the source of this 1889-nucleotide messenger RNA. Its product is annotated as histidine-rich glycoprotein-like. The record is from RefSeq and is a predicted model, not a curated record. Lineage: Eukaryota; Metazoa; Chordata; Hyperoartia; Petromyzontiformes; Petromyzontidae.